Molecule: messenger RNA, 3168 nt
Organism: Eleginops maclovinus (Patagonian blennie)
Lineage: Eukaryota; Metazoa; Chordata; Actinopteri; Perciformes; Eleginopidae
Gene: ap3m2
Product: adaptor related protein complex 3 subunit mu 2
Exons: 9
Coding region: 120-1376 (418 amino acids)
Biological process (GO): intracellular protein transport; endocytosis
Cellular component (GO): clathrin adaptor complex; cytoplasmic vesicle
Source: RefSeq, a predicted model, not a curated record
UCGCACCGAGAGCAGCUCCACCUAACGGGAAGCAACGACAGCUGCUUAAUCUUUCAUUGGGGAAAAAAGGGAGUAAAGCGAGACGAAAACGUACAAAAUUGUCCUCGCCCCGAGCCAAAAUGAUUCACAGCCUGUUCCUCAUCAACGCCUCGGGGGACAUUUUCCUGGAGAAGCACUGGAAGAGCGUGGUCAGCCGCUCCGUGUGCGACUACUUCUUCGAGGCACAGGAACGGGCCUCCGAGCCGGAGAACGUCCCUCCAGUGAUCCCCACCCCGCACCACUACCUGAUCAGCGUGCUCAGGCAUCGCAUCUACUUUGUCGCCGUCAUCCAGAGCGAGGUGCCGCCGCUGUUCGUCAUCGAGUUCCUGCACAGAGUCGUCGACACCUUCCAGGAUUAUUUCGGAGUGUGUACAGAGGCUGCUAUUAAAGACAAUGUGGUAGUGGUGUAUGAGCUACUGGAGGAGAUGCUGGAUAACGGCUUCCCGCUGGCCACAGAGUCCAACAUCCUCAAAGAGCUCAUCAAGCCCCCCACCAUCCUCCGCACAAUGGUCAACACCAUCACAGGCAGCACUAACGUCGGAGAGCAGCUCCCCACAGGCCAGCUGUCCGUGGUGCCAUGGAGACGCACCGGAGUCAAAUACACCAACAACGAGGCCUACUUCGACGUGGUGGAGGAGAUCGAUGCUAUCAUCGAUAAAUCAGGCUCCACCAUUACAGCAGAAAUUCAGGGAGUUAUCGAUGCCUGUGUGAAGCUGACAGGCAUGCCCGACCUCACGCUGUCAUUCAUGAAUCCUCGGCUGCUGGAUGACGUCAGCUUUCACCCCUGCGUUCGUUUCAAGCGCUGGGAAGCCGAGCGCAUCCUCUCCUUCAUCCCCCCCGAUGGGAACUUCCGGCUGCUCUCGUACCACGUCAGCUCCCAGAACCUGGUGGCGAUCCCGGUGUACGUGAAGCACAACAUCACCUUCAGAGAGGGCAGCUCUCAGGGCCGCUUCGACCUGACUCUGGGACCCAAACAGACCAUGGGCAAGUCGGUGGAGGCGGUGCUCGUCAGCAGCCAGCUGCCCCGCGGCGUCCUGAACGCAAACCUCAACCCCUCCCAGGGAACAUACACCUUUGACCCCGUCACAAAGAUGUUGACAUGGGAUGUUGGAAAGAUCAACCCACAGAAGCUUCCCAGUCUGAAGGGCAGCAUGAGUCUGCAGGCCGGAGCCUCCAAACCUGACGAGAACCCCACCAUCAACAUCCAGCUGAAGAUCCAACAGAUGGCCAUCUCAGGGCUGAAGGUGAACCGACUGGACAUGUACGGCGAGAAGUAUAAACCCUUCAAAGGCAUCAAAUACAUGACGAAGGCUGGCAAGUUCCAGGUGCGGACAUAAAGACUGCUGCUCAGUGACUACUGGACCAAACCACCAUGAGACUGACGGGGGUGUGAUGGGGGGAGUUGGUACAUUCCCUGUGUAUAUGCAUUGCAGGAUUUGACUAAUGGGAGGCUCCAUGUAGCAGUUAGGAUGGACCGUUGCUCAAAGAAACCUCUGUUGAAGUAAAAGUGAGCUGCUUAAAGUAAUGAGUCAACAUGCGACAUAAACAUCUCCAUCAGACCCCGAUUAUUAUAUUUCUCUACUUUACAUGGCCGCGUUUUUCCACUGUUCAUUUUAAAUCCUGAGCAAACCCAAGCAGUUACAUGAGACGUUUGUUUUUUAAUACAGGCUUCAUCAAGUUUAAACGUUUCAAAGUCAAGACAGUCUGAUGCUGUGCUGUUAUAGCUGAAGGAAUCCGGUUUAAAAGCCUUUCCACACAGGAUUUCAUUUAUUUAUGGCAUGUUCCUGUGGAUAAGUGUGCUGGAGACUUGUUUUUACACUCCAAAAGUAUAUCAGAAUCGAGCCAACCCUAAAAUAAAUUGAGGAAUCAUGAGGUUUAUAUUCUGGCAGAAAACUAGUCUUUGCUGUACGAUUCAUCAAAAGCAGCGUGUGUGUUUGUAUACACAUAUUUUAUGACAUCAACACAGUAUCUGACUAACGUCUAAUGAAACUGCUCCGCUUGAGAUGACAAAUUAAUAUAUGAAACUUACAGAAAUCACAUUUUUACAUCGAGUUUUUUUCUACAUGGUUUACAGCUGAGUUUCCACUGGUGCUCAAUGAUGUCGUUUUGUUGUGCCCGCUUCUUCCUCAGUGGUAUCGUAGUCUUCUGACUGCGCAAUUGGCGCCACCUACUGCUUAUCUCCACCGACCAACUCCUUUUAGCGCCAUAAUGUCAAAAAAAGAAGCAUUAUUUGCAUUUAUUUGUGCUGGUUUGGGGGAAAUUUGGCAAAAAUGUUUGAUACAUUAUGAUGGAAACUGUUGUUCAACAACACAUCAGAGUACGUCAAAGUAAGUCGAGACACUAGAUGUGGUUGAUUGGGUGGAUAUGCUGUAACUGCGAAUACUGUAAGUUAUUCCCUAUAAAUCAGCUCACACUUCUAACAAUCAUUCAUGCAAAAAUGACCUUCCUUUUUCCCACAAAACGUGCUCCUUAUUUUUAUACGUUUCUAUGUUACUUUUCUUGGCAAUGAAAGUCUGCAGUUUUUCUUAUCGUCCUUUCCUGUCCAGUUUUCUGAUUCCUUGUCCUGCAUUUGUUUGCUUUUCUAUUUGUACUUUUGUUGUUGCAUUACUGUAAUGAUUAGUCUGCAGCACUGGAGUCAGACCACUGUCCGUCCUCCAUCAUGCACUUUCACAUCUGCCGGUUCUCACAUUUCCUUUUAACGCAGUGAUACUGUGUGUUACCGUGGAGGUUUGUGGGAGAUUUUCAGGAACACGUUCACCUGUUUUAUUGUGUUAUUUAUUAAACAAAACAGAAUAUCUACUUUCUAAAGUAAUGUCUUGUGUGUCUUGCAGCAUACUGUCACACAGCCUGAAUAAAAAGCUUUAAGUCUACAGUUUUGUAUUUAGGAUCAUAGCAGUUUUUGUCCUCAACAAAUUACACAAAUGUGGCCGUAAGAAAUAGGUUUGAUCCUGUACAUUUGGUGCUCAAAAUUCUGGUCCAAAUGAUCCAAAACAUGUUUUAAUAAUGGGCAGGUACCGCAGAAGAAAUGUUUGCAUUUUGUGUUUGCAGGAUUUUGUUUUGUGUUUGUUUAACAGCCUCCAGUGGAGUGUUAAAAUGGUGUAAAAAUAAAGAUUGAUGUGUUAUAACCGA